Hippoglossus stenolepis (Pacific halibut) is the source of this 5853-nucleotide messenger RNA. RefSeq names its product EH domain binding protein 1 (gene ehbp1). The transcript has 26 exons. Lineage: Eukaryota; Metazoa; Chordata; Actinopteri; Pleuronectiformes; Pleuronectidae. The record is from RefSeq and is a predicted model, not a curated record. The coding region runs from base 839 to 4858 and encodes 1339 amino acids. Gene Ontology annotation, molecular function: protein binding.
AACGGGUUCCUGGCUGUUGGCCGACUCGACGCGCUCCGGGGAGGCAGAGCGGUCAAACUCUCGGGAACUACCGCACUUUCUCCACCGCGGGACUCGCUGCCCGGGGCUGGAACACUUCCAUUCGACUUCGGUGUCCGGGGACACGCUGAGAGAAACCUCCCCCUCCGACCGGCUCCUGGCUCCCGGGAGCUUUUUCUUGUUCCGUCUCUCACCCGGAGGAGCUCGAGCGUCAGCGGGGCGAAGCAACGGUUUCCACUCCGCUCCGUGUUGUGAUGGCUAGCCGCCGCUAGCAGGCUAGCUAGCUACAUGGCCGGUGCUGGUGCUGGUGCCGCCGCGGACGAAGCCGAUAAUUAGCUAGCUCGCCCGGCGGCUGCUUCGCUGCGGACGCGUCGCCACCUCCGGACGUUGCCCGGUGAAGCCACGUAGCGGUCAGCGGGCCGGAUGUUACGGGAAGGUCGAGCACCACAUGGAGAGAUGAUAUCCACACCCAGAGGGUUUCUCGACGGGCUUCUCAACACCACGGAGCGAUUUUCUUCAUAAAAAACAAACCAUGCACCUCGUCCAGUCGGACCUCCCUCGCCGCUGCAGAGAUUCCUCCUCCUUGCGUUUGGAUUCAUCAGGCGGUUUUUAAAGACCCAACACUCAGGACUGGAUGUGCAGCCUUAUCUCUGUUUCCCACCCACCCACGCCCCCCCUCAAUCUUAUAUCCGGUAAAACAUUAACUGUGUGUCUAUGCGGGUUGGAUAUGCACAGAUACAUAUAGUCGUCAGCCUGAAGUAGCCCAAAGAAGGACGUCCAGGGACGGGAUAGGUGCUCAGAAAAAGACCCACACAGAAACAUGGCCUCUGUGUGGAAGAGACUGCAACGUGUGGGGAAGCAUGCCUCCAAAUUCCAGUUCGUGGCUUCCUAUCAGGAGCUGAUGGUGGAGUGCACUAAGAAAUGGCAACCAGACAAACUCGUGGUGGUUUGGACUCGCAGAAGUCGACGGAAAUCUUCCAAGUCCCACGGCUGGCAGCCUGGUAUCAAGAACCCCUACAGAGGAGUGGUGGUGUGGCCUGUUCCAGAAAACAUUGAGAUCACCGUCACUCUGUUUAAGGACCCACAUGCAGAGGAGUUUGAAGACAAAGAGUGGACGUUUGUCAUUGAAAACGAGUCUCCCUCAGGGCGGAGGAAGGCCUUGGCCACCAGCAGUAUAAACAUGAAGCAGUACGCCAGCCCCAUGCCCACGCAGACGGAUGUCAAACUCAAGUUCAAGCCUCUGUCGAAGAAGGUGGUGUCGGCCACUCUGCAGUUCUCCCUCUCCUGCAUCUUCCUCCGUGAGGGAAAGGCCACUGACGAGGACAUGCAGAGCCUGGCCAGCCUGAUGAGCAUGAAACAGGCAGAUAUCGGCAACUUGGACGACUUUGAGGAGGAGAACGAGGAGGACGAGGAGAACAGGGUCAACCAGGAGGAGAAGGCAGCGAAGAUCACAGAGAUAGUAAACCAGUUGAAUGCCCUCAGCUGCUUAGAUGGGGAUGAUGAUGAUGAUGAUGCUGCUUUCCUUAAGCGAGCUCGCAAAGCAGCCGCUAAGCCCGCCGCUUCCUCCCAAGAGCUGAUCAACAAGCUGAACUUCCUGGAAGACGAGGAUCAGGAAACGCCUCUCGCCAUGAGCACAAAUCCCUUCGAGGACCCCGAGGACGACCUUCAUCCAAACCACCUCAACCCGUUUGGAGAGCCUGAGGAGGAGGAGCCUCGUGCCCAGCCGGUCUUACAGAAGCUCGUCGACGAUGUUUCCUUUUAUGACCACGACUCCUCGAAUCCGUUCAGUGAACCAGAUGAACUGGAGACACAAACUUCCCCAGGGAACCCCUUCGAGGAGCCGGACCAGGACCAGGACCAGGACCACGAGCAGGACCACGAGCAGGACCACGAGCAGGACCAGGACAUGGACCCCCAGCCAGACCCAGAACCCCCAAAGCCCAGGCAGAGGAAAGGUGUACGGCCUGUUGACAUGAGCAAGUACCUGUAUGCAGACACCGCUCGCAACGAGGAAGAGGAGCUCGAUGAAUCCAACCCAUUCUACGAGCCAAGAGCAUCGAGCCCUUCGCGGGCCCCCGCUGGUGGCUCCUCCCCCGAUAUGGACAGAAGCCAGAAGAGGAGGGCUCCCCUGCCCCCGGGUCCCAGCUCUGGACUUGGCCCCAGUCCACCGGCUCCCCACCCGCCCUGCUCUGGUCCAGACCGAGAGAGAACGCAGCCUGUCGGGCCCAGUCCAGUGGCAGCGCUGAUGGGGAGAGAGCUGGCCUCCUCGUCCCCCAAGCCCAGCCCCGUCCCGAGUCCGAUUUUGGGAGGGAAGCCGAACGCCAGCCAGUCUCUGUUGGCCUGGUGCCGUGAGGUCACCAAGAACUACCGCGGGGUCAAGAUCACCAACUUCACCACCUCAUGGAGGAACGGGCUGGCCUUCUGCGCCCUGCUGCACCACUUCAGACCGGACACAAUAGACUACAAGUCGCUCAAUCCUCAGGAUAUUAAAGAAAACAACAAGAAGGCGUAUGAUGUCUUUGCGAACCUGGGCAUCUCCCGCCUCCUGGAGCCGUCUGACAUGGUGCUGCUUGCUAUUCCUGACAAGCUCACGGUGAUGACCUACCUGUACCAGAUCCGCGCCCACUUCUCCGGCGAGGAGCUCAACGUGGUGCAGAUAGAGGCCAACAGCAAUCGCAGCACGUACAAAGUGGGCGACUUUGAAACCGACACGAACGCCUCCAUAGGUCAGGACAAGUUUUAUGCCGAACUCAGCGAAGUGCAGCCCCGCCAGGCUUCCUCUGAGCCGGCCGGGUCUGCUGGUGGUGUUACCUCCGAGUCCAACGGCACCAAAGCUCCAGAGGAAGAAGCCACGGAGCUGGGUUGGAAGGCGGAUGUAGCAGCAGUGUCAGCCAGCUUGCCAACAGCAGGGCAUUCGGAGUCGUCACCUCCUGUCCCAUCACCGCGCACAGUAUUACCCACCACAGCCACAGACUCGACCCACGCCUCGCCGCCAGGCUCGGAGGACAGGGGGCAUCUGCUCAAAGCGAACACUUUAGACAUUAGUGAGCUACCGCAGAGGGUGGAGAGAGAGAUGGAGAAGGAGCGACAGCAGAAGGAGCGACAGCAGAAGGAGGUGGGAGAGGAAAGACAGGAGGGAAGUACCGAACCGGCGUCUCCGACCAGGAGAGGGGUCCCCUCCUCACCGACCCACCAGAAACUGGGCUUCUCCUACAAUAGGGACGCGGACCUCAUCAAGAAGAAGAGGGCCAGCCUGCGCCAGUCUGAGUCUGAGCCCGCCUCAGACACCUGCCCCCCCGCCGUCAACCACACAGACACGCCUCCCAAACAGGAGCCGACGCCUGCAGCUGUGUCAAGUCCUCCGGCUGAGAAGAAGGUUCUCUCUCGUCAAGAGGAGCUGAAGGAGAGAGCCCGCCUCCUCCUGGAACAGGCCCGCAGAGACGCUGCCAUGAAGGCCGGCAACAAGAACGUUCCCAACUCAGCCGCGACGGCACUAACCAGGACCACAACCGUCUGCGAUGAGCGGGAUGCAGAGCGGCGAAGACAGCUGCGAGAGCGAGCCAGGCAGCUGAUCGCCGAGGCUCGGUCCGGAGUCAAGAUGUCUGAUUUGAGCUCGCUGGACCCGUCCAGCACCGACAGAGGGAGGGGGAGCAAGGUCAACCCGGCUGGAGAUGUUUUGGACGGAGUGAGGGGUCAUCAUGAGGAUGAUGGUGACAGGGGUGAGGAUGAGGAAGAGGGGCGGGCUGAGGAGGAGAAGCCCCAUGUUGGUGAUGAUGAUGGUGGUGGUGGUGGUGGUGAUGAUGACACUGUUGCUGCUGCCACAUCUGCGUUUGCACUGGUUACUAACCCGCUGCCAUUGGAGGCCCUGCUACCAACCCCUUCCAGCUCCCAGGGGGGGGCCCUGGAGCUUACUAACCCCGGCUCUGAGCUAACCUCUCUGGGUUCCAACAGUCGACAUGUGGACCUGAAGCUGAAGAAGCUGGUGGACGUCAGCCCGAGAGCAGUCACCUCCCCUUCGUCCCCGUCCUCCACCUCCUCCUCAUCCUCACCCUCUGCCUCCUCCAGCUCUCCACUCAGCCCUGCAGAAGGACUGGAGAAUAACGCUGAGGAGCUGCGAGCAGAGCGGCUGCGCAGGGCAACAGAAAGACUGCGCAGCCCGGUCGUCUUCAACAAGGACUCUGCCGUCCGCAAAACCCAGCUGAAGUCCUUCAGCCAGUAUGUGGAGAGCAGACCAGAGAUGAAGAGGCAGAAGUCUGUUUCUGAGGAUCUGAAGAAGGCUGAAGAGGACAGAGGUUCACCGACAGAGAUUGAUAUUCGCAGACCAUUUGAAGAAGAGAAGGCGUUCAAAGACACCAGUCAGUAUGUGGUUGGGGAGCUGUCUGCACUGGAGAGCGAGCAGAGGCACAUAGACGCCCGAGCUGCUCGCGUGGAGAAGAGGCUGCGCUAUCUCAUGGACACAGGAAACAAUAAAGAGGAGGAGGAAGCCAUGAUGCAGGAGUGGUUCAUGCUGGUCAACAAGAAGAACGCCCUCAUCAGGAGACAGAACCAGCUCUCUCUGCUGGAGAAAGAGCACGAUCUGGAGAGACGCUUCGAACUGCUGAACCGAGAGCUGAGAGCCAUGCUGGCCAUCGAGGACUGGCAGAAGACCGAGGCCCAGAAGAGACGGGAGCAGCUGCUGCUGGACGAGCUGGUCAUACUGGUCAACAAACGGGACGCGCUGGUCAGGGACCUGGACGCCCAGGAGAAACAGGCCGAGGAGGAGGACGAGCACCUGGAGAGGACGCUGGAGCAGAACAAAGGCAAGAUGGCCAAGAAGGAGGAGAAGUGUGUCCUUCAAUGAUUGUUUCACUUCAGAAAAACACAACCAACAAAUGUAGCCGAUGAAAGAAAUGUAUCGUCGUCAUUCUUGUUAUUGUGAUUAUGAUUUGAUAGCAGCUUUUAGACGUUUGAACCCUCACGUGGUCGUUGUUCCGCAGAGACUCGGCCUGCGACGCCUUCGCACCAACUUUCUACAAACUGUCCCACGUGUCCACCGUGUUUUUAUUUUUCCUUGUCCCUCUUUUACCAAGACAUGGUACUUGUAUGUAAUAUGAAUGUGUUUGAGACGAGCGCAGACAUGUGACCAGUGUGUGUGUGUGGAGAGCAGUGGGACUGAGGUACAGCACAACUGGGAUUAAUGGGGGGGGGGUUCUUUUAUCUUUUUUUUAUUUUUUUCAAGACGAGGGGGCUGACGUCUCAGUCGGACUUUUAAAAGGAAAAAAAAAUUAUUUUUCAAGCUACUUCAUUACUUGACUGUAUCUUUUAAUUAUUUCUACUUGUAAAAUAUCUUAAAGGGCGGGGGGGUGGGAGGGGGAGCACAUAACGUUCAUAAAAUCUUAACUUUUCCUAUUGCUUUUUUUUUAUCGUCUUGGCUUGAAAGCAGUUUACCAAAAGAAAAGAUGAUGUUUAAAAAGAACAAAAAAAAACCCAAUAAAAACACAUUGUUGUAUAUUCCCCUGGCUGCUCCGACCAGCAGCUUCCAGAUCCUCUUUUACUCUCUCAGAAAUCAUGCAGUCGAAAAACACACACUAAAAAGAAUCUAUAUUAUUAUUUAUUGUCUUAUAAGCUGCUUGUACCUGAACCUACCAUCACGGUCUCCUGUGCGUUUUGUCUGCACAACUUUUUUUGGUUUCUAUUUAUUGUAUCCUGAAGAAUAGAACUAUGUUUCCACGUGCGUCUCUGUCGAGCUCCACGGUGCAGUUUGUUCCAUUUUACCUGUUUUGUUUUUUUUUUAUUUAUUCCAGUGUCAUAACCCAAGUCUUCAAUAAUAAAAAGUCCUUAUGAUUUCAUAUUCCA